Molecule: messenger RNA, 4553 nt
Organism: Varanus komodoensis (Komodo dragon)
Lineage: Eukaryota; Metazoa; Chordata; Lepidosauria; Squamata; Varanidae
Product: kinesin-like protein KIF28P
Exons: 24
Coding region: 1-3285 (1094 amino acids)
Biological process (GO): microtubule-based movement; cytoskeleton-dependent intracellular transport
Cellular component (GO): kinesin complex; microtubule
Molecular function (GO): ATP binding; microtubule binding; microtubule motor activity
Source: RefSeq, a predicted model, not a curated record
AUGUACUUUAUUGAAGUUGGAAUAAAGGAAGAGGGAGGUGAGGCGAGGCUUUGGCAGGAAGGAGAAGGGAGCCAUGCCCAGACUGCUGGCAACUGUGGCACAUGUGCUAGAGGGAGGAAACGGGCAAAGCGAAGCUUGGUGUUGCACCCAGGCUGUCAGGCUUUCGUACACAGCAGAGUAAGUCUUACUGGAGCAAACCAGGCCUGGCUUUUUCUUUAUCUGAGAGAGAAGAACGCAAGCAGUAGGUGUGUGAUUUCUAUGAAUUCCAGCACUACAAGCAUACAUGAUCCCAAGAAUCCAAGUAAUGUGAAAAUGUUUACUUUUGACCUGGCAUAUUGGUCACACAGUGGAUUUUUAAAGGACCAAGACGGCAAGCUCAUUUCAGCUGGACCAAACAGCAAAUACUCAGGACAGAGGGAAGUUUUUCGAGACCUUGGCCAGGGAGUUCUAGACAGCGCUUGGCAAGGAUACAACGCUACACUUUUGGCUUAUGGCCAGACUGGCUCUGGGAAGAGUUAUUCCAUGAUUGGAUAUGGUGCAAACAGAGGGAUAAUUCCAGUGGUAUGUGAAGAACUCUUUAAAACAAUUCGAACCCAAGAGAAGAAUAAGCAAUACCAGGUUACAUUUAGUAUGCUGGAAAUUUAUAAUGAGCAGGUAUUAGACUUGCUAUCGAAAAUCAAGAAGCGUGGUGGGCUGAAGGUAAGAGAAGAUCAGCACCAAGGUUUCUACGUGGAUGGUUUGAAGCAGGUGCCUUGCGACAGUUAUGCACAAAUUGAGAGGCUGAUGGAACAAGGUACCAAAAUAAGAACCACUGCUUCAACCUCCAUGAAUGCCACCAGCAGUCGGUCUCACAUGGUUAUCACCAUCCAUUUCAAACAGAUUUUUCUGAAAGAAGACAUUACUAAACAUUCCAUUAUAAAUAUGGUGGACUUGGCAGGAAGUGAAAGACAAAAGUUCUCAGGAUCAGAAGGAGACAGGCUGAGGGAAGGGACCCGUGUAAAUCUGAGCUUGACAACCUUGGGAAAUGUUAUCAGUGCUCUGGCUGAGGCUGCCAUGGGGAAGAAAGUGCUGCAUAUCCCAUACAGAGAUUCAGUUCUUACAAAGCUCUUGCAGUCUGCUUUGGGAGGAAACAGCAGAACAAUUAUGAUUGCAGCAAUUAGUCCAGCAGACAUGUGCUAUGAAGAGACAUUGUCAACUCUGAGAUAUGCCGAGAGAACAAAGAAGAUAAAGAACAAGGCGGUGGUAAAUACAGGUCCAACUGCAAAAUUGAUAAAUGAGCUGAAGACAGAAAAUUGUCAACUGAUUUCCAGAUUGUCUGCCCUUGGAAAUUCUGAAGAGCUUCGCUGUUUGUUAGCUGAAAAUGAACUGCGGAUCCAAGCCAUUCAGGCCACCUGGGAAUAUCGGCUGGAAGAAGCCCGAAAAGAGUGGGAGCAGCAAUAUGCAGCAGUAACUCAGGAGCGAUGGAUGAUGGAAACCUUUCCUUAUCUUGUGAAUAUCAAUGAAGACCCUCAGCUUUCCGGGGUGCUGAAAUAUUUCAUUCAGAAUGGUUCUUUUGAUGUUGGCCAGUCAUCCUCUAAUGCAAUAGCCCUUCGAGGUUUAGGUAUUUUGGAUAAGCAUGCAACGAUCACAAACGCGGAUGGAAAAGUCACCAUAACUCCUCGAGACAGAUGUAAAGUCAUUGUUAAUGGUGUGCCCAUUGUUUUCAAAACUAAACUACAGCAUCUGGACCGUAUUAUUUUGGGGUCAAACAACGCAUACCUCUACAUUGGGCCACCUUCAGAUCGCACCAGUGAGGAGCAGAGCAGAUACGAUUAUGACUUCGUUCAGUCAGAGCUAGCAGCAGCCAAAGGGGUCAGUGUGGAUAAACUUGGUGCCACAAAGAGGAAGGAUGGCAAACCAGAUCCCAGUGUCCUUGCCGUGUUUCAUGAUUAUAUUAAAUUAAUGCCAUUGGUGGCUGAGGCAAAUCAGAUGAGCGUGGAGCUGAGGAAGGACCUAAACCUGGAACUGAAGGUGAAAAAUCUGGCAUGUUCUGACUCCAGAGGGUAUGACCUACAGAAAGAGAUCAUAGUUAAAGUGGUGCACAAAGUUACUAACCAGGUAUGGAUUUGGUCAAAACCUAAGUUCAUCAACAGAAAAUUUUUAAUGGAAGAGCUAUAUCAGCGGUUUUUAGAUGGAGAAGAUGUGCACGUUGACAAAGAGAAUGAUCCAUUCUGGGAUCCUGUGGAAAUAAUUCAUUUAGGCUCUGCUCACAUCUGGCUCCAGUCUCUUGCUUAUUGCAUGAAACUUGAAGAACAAACUGAACUCCUGAAUUCCGAAGGAAUGGAAGAAGCCAUCAUACUAAUUAAUAUAAUCCCAUGUUUUCCAAAUGGAAGAGCCUUGGGAGAGGAUGAUAUGGUUAUUGAUCCUUUGGAAUUGCUGGGCAAAAGAACUGAUUUCCAAAUUAAUAUUGUACAAUGCCUUGGAGUCAAAUGGAUUAAAGAAGUACCCCAGAGGGGGAUUCAGAUUGGAUACAAAGUUUAUGAUCUCCCACACACAUUAUACACAAAGCCUGCUUGGAAAAAUGUGAAUCCAAAGAUAGAAGAACUAGUUACAUUUUCAGCCAUGAAGACAUCCCAUGACUUUUUGAACUAUCUGCAGAAAAAUGCCUUAAUUAUUGACUUGUGGGGUCUUCAAGAAGGAUGUGUUGAACUUGACUUCUCCCAGCAAGGCAUGGCUGUCACAAGUGAGGGUUCCAUCAUCAUUGAUAACCCUAAGGCUGAAGUUCUGAGCCAUGCUGCCCAGAACACAGAAAAUGAAUUUGCUGAACUUUACCAAAAGCUACAAAAGCUAGAGCAAGAAACCGAACUACUCAGAGAUAUUAACAGAGCUCUAAGGGAAGAAAAUUUACUUCUGAAGGAUAAAUUGAAAGCAUGUGAGAAAGAAAUUCAACUAGGCAAGACCUUAAAAUCUUCUAUGAAAAACCAAGCUAAUAAAAUAACCCCAUUGGCAGCAAAAGACACUCGCCCAGUACGCAAUUCUCGCAUAAGCUGUGAUGCUGAAUUUGCUAAAGCACUGAAAGCCUUCUACCAAAAUAUGAAUGUGAUUAGAGGACAGUUCUUGAAACUAAAGCACUGCAGAGUUCCGGAAGAAGAUAAUGUUCAACUACUGCGACUUUUUGCUGAGAGACAAUCGCACAUGUUAAAGGAUUUUGGAGAACAACUUGAGUUAAAUAUAAGUAAACUGAAAAAUGAUGUUGCCUUAAUAGUUAAAAAGAAACGAGAAGGGCUAGGCUACAGCAAGCCAUGAAGGCAUUAUAGUAUAUUAAAUAAAAUGGUGCUUUAAUGUAAUAAUUGUAAUAGUGAUUAAGUAGAAUGUCUUGUGCUUCAUUAUUAACUGGGGCAUCAUAGAUAUAUUUACAAGCCUCACCUGGUGCACAAUUGACAAAGUGCAGGCCACUACUUAGUACAGGUCAGUCUUGCUUCAUAUGCACCUUUUCUUUUUCCCUAAGCAAACCCUUAGAACUCCACAAGGUGGACUGAAGGACACGAGCCUCUUCCUUCUGCACUGUCUCAGGCUUGGCAAGUGUGCCUGCACUGGGAAGGCAAUUGUCCCAUGAAACACCACACUUCGCCUCGCUUGAGGACACAGAAAGAAUUGUUCCUUCAGAAACUUCAGUAUUUUUUUAGAACUUUUCAGAAACAGGACAGUACUGUAUUUAGAAUAAACUGUUUUGGAAGAUAAAUCAAGAACUCACCGGAGAUCAUUUGCAAUAGCUGAGGAGGAUCCAACUGCUUCAGUUUCAUGAGGUUUUUUUUUCCCCCCAAAGAAACAUGUCAGCCCAGGAAUUUAACAUGAAUGCACACACCCAGCACUUCAUGUUGUCUUUAGUUCUUGCCAAUGUUAACCAAAGAUAUAAAUACAAAACCUCAGCUUUACUUUUACUCUAAUGUACAGCAUGUGUUGCAGUGAAUCCUCACUUUCUAGAAGUGUUUCCCAGGUUGAAACAGAAGCCUGUUCAGGUGUCUCAAAAGGAAGCAGGAGAGGAAGGGAAAAAAGAGGGAGAGUAGCUGUAAUGCUAGGGGAGUUGGCUGCCUAAUAGAGAUUUUAGAAUAUUCAGAUUUUGCAAGGCUUCUUAAGGACACUGCUGCCUUUUUUCCCUUUCCCUUUUUUGGUAUGUGACUGUUUUGCUUCCAAACUGAUAAUGAAUUCAGGUGGACCCCUUCAUACCACAGCUCCUUUAUGUUUGCUGAUACUCACAUGCCCUAAAGGUGAUGGUGGGAUGCCUCAGCAGCUGGAAGGGAAUACUGGUAACUUGCUUAUGCAUACCACAAAGGGCCUUGGUCCUUAGCUAUAAGGGUCUUAAAAUCCCACCUAUAAUUAGGGUUUUAAAAAAGGAAGUACAGCUGGCAUUCUAAUUAUAGUCCAUUAUCUUUGCUAUUACAAGGAGUCUUCAAAAAGUUUCCAUACUUUUUAAAACUCUAUUAAAAAUUUCAAAGACAAUUUACAUCACUUUUCUACAUAGUCACCUUCCUUUGCAAUGCAUUUUUCUAGCAUCAUACCAACUUCUUAAUGCC